CUAUUUCAACUCAAACCCCACGCCCAAGUACCUCUCUCUAUGCGCAAGAAGUACAAAUCCCAUGUUCAUUUUGCCUGGUCAAACUCAAAACGCUGGUUCCCAUUUCUCAGGGUUUUGAAGAAGAAUUUGUCUUGCUCUCACUCCUCCCAUCUGGGUUUUACUUUUUCUCUCUCUCUCUUUGAAUCAAUGGAAUCUCUCUCUAGACUCAACAAUUGUCACCAAAGCCUCCACCACCUCUCACUCAAUCACCACCGUCCCUCAGUCCCAAAACCCAUCUCUUCUCUCUUCCUCACAACCCCACCUUCACCAUCGCCACCACCAUCAUCGCCACCACCCAUAAGAGCUUCAUCCUCACCAGACCCACUUUCCCAAAACCCCCAAAACCCACUCUCCCAAACCCUCAAAUCCCUCCUCAAACUCACACUCCCCACCAUAGCCUCCACAGCCACAGCCACAGCCACAUUGUUCUUAAUUAGGUUCAACCCCAAGUCCCUCCUUGUCCCCACUACUACACAACCACAACCACAACAACCCAAUGGUGUUAUUACCUGCUCUGACCUCAAGGUCAAGCUGAAAAUCGUUGACUAUCUCAUUGAACUCAAACCAGAUGACCAAGCUUGGAGUUUGUUGAAGACCCAGAUUAGGAAUUAUAGCCUAGAGCUUGAUUCUGCUAGUUUUGGGUUCAGAGAGAUACUCGACAAGGACUUGUUGUGUCACAAGCCUCAUUGUGGGGACAUAAGGGAGUGUUUGGAAAUGGCUGAUGAACUCAAAGACUUGUCUUUAGAAAUCAAGGCUGCAAUGGACAACUGUAUUAGGAAUUCGGAUAUCAAAUUGCAUUUGAAGGAUUUCAAGUAUUUGGUUGCGCGAGUCAGGGAUUCUAAGAGGAAAGUUUUUGGUGCGUUGAAGUAUUUUCAGGAGCUUGAGCAACGAGACCAUAACUACAGGGACUAAAUAACAGAAAGAAAAUGGGAACACAGGAGUGGGGGAUUUUUUUUCCCCGUUGGAAGCCAAGGGUCAAGAAGAAGAGAAAAAAAAAGUUGUGGAAGUCAAGUAAAGAUUAGAUUUGUUUGUUUGUUUGGGUGAUCGGUGUGGAUGAUAUAUUUAUAAAGCAUCAGUUUAUACACAUUUUUUGAAGAAUGAUUAUUAUGCCAAGACCUCCCCACCAUUUUCUUGGGGAGGGAGGUGAUCAGUAUGAAAAAUGCCUGCAGUAGAAAUCUGAAGGCCUUGUUUUCUAUGUUGUUGGUCCAAGAAAUGCCUGCAGUAAAUAUUGGUGUGGACAGUUUAUCCAUAAAGCAUCAAUAUGUGAAAUAGGAAAAUGGGCGAGAACUAACUUAUACAGUAGUUGGCCUUGAGAAUAAAUCCCUUAUUCAGACUCUUAAUGGGAACUACCCUUACUUUGGUCAAAUAUGGUUUUUGUGGUUUGUAUAAUCUAGUAUAGGUCCAGGAUUUAUGAUUGAGAGCUUGUUGCUCAGCUGAUUCAGAUUUGAUAUGUGAUAUUCUGUUGGAAGAUAUAUGUAAUAGGAAGAAGGCUCUGUUAAUAGUCAAGAGUCAUGGAAACCUUCCUUGAGGACUUGCUCAGAAAUCUGAGAAUGAAAUAGAGGUGGAGAUGUAAAGACUAAGGAGAGGACAUAGAAAGAGAAAGAAUUAUUAAGUUACAGGAUGCAUUCAUGUCAUUAAUCAUAUUGAAUUUAUUGUUAUUGAAGAUAAGUACAGGUGGAGGAUACAAAGCACUUGUAUUUUUCAUUUUCUAGAAUUUCUUUCCAUGUUUCCUUUGGAGCAUUCCCUUGUUCAGCUCUAUGAAGCUCCCCACCAUGUCUAUUCUGCAAACUUAAGUCUGUCUGAACGGAUACUCAGAGACUACAUAUUGAAAUAUUGAACAGACUGCAGCAGGCACGCUUUGAUGGGGUUGCCAAUAGUUGAUGGGUUGUGCUAAUGUCUUGAAUAACAUGCUGGAUGUCUAUUGUGAUGAGUUGGUGAAAUUGGUUAGUACCUGGUCUGAUAACGCAACCUGCUUAGUCCUCACUGCUCACUAGUUGAUUCAAGGGUGGCAAGGCACGCUUGUCAAUGGCAUGCCUUCACAUAAUCCCUUUAAUAUGCAAAGUGGUGUGAGCCUGUGGAAGUUAUGAAGUUAUGCCUAUGUCAGGAGUCAAUUGCACGAUUUGGCUGUGUUUCUCAAACUUGAGCAUGUUGAAGAAAACAGGCUACUGCUGCUAAACUAACAUAGCAUAAUUAUAAUAGAGGAAUAAAAUUUGCAGAAAAUUUUGGGUUUUUCAGGUCCAUGGGUGAGUUGGUUCUAGGCUUCUGGCUGGAUGGACUUGGACAACGGUAGUUAGACAACACUGAUUCAGUCAGUUAGUACCCUUUAUGCAGCAGUAACUUCAAUAUUGAGCAUCUCAGAGAAGACAGGCUUUGGCUGUUAAACAAAUUUUGCAUAAAUGCAUUAGAUUUUAGAGAUAUAAAAUAUGCGGAAAAAGUUGUGGCAAUGCUGAACUAGACGACUCCUGUGCAGAUAAACCAACCCGUGUGGGAUGAAAUUUUUAGUUGAAGCAAAAUGUCGUUUGGUAAGAUCCAACCAAGGUAUUCCACUAAAAAUAGAACCCAUAUCUUCCCGCUAUGUGGUACUUGAACAUCAAAAAGGUUUCUACCAUCAACUAAUAGAUGGAAAAGUAUGAUGUAGUAAAACUGAAACACUAGUAAUAAGAAAAGUAUGAUGGGGUAAUGUCAACAUUUGUGUUUGAUUUUA
Quercus lobata is the source of this 2743-nucleotide messenger RNA. RefSeq lists its product as uncharacterized. The transcript has 2 exons. Lineage: Eukaryota; Viridiplantae; Streptophyta; Magnoliopsida; Fagales; Fagaceae. The record is from RefSeq and is a predicted model, not a curated record. Bases 40 to 951 code for a protein of 303 amino acids.